AUGGCGAUCCUAGCCGCGCAGGACAGGGAGUUCUCAGAUGCCGUGGAAUCAGGGACAAGUAAUCAAGAAAAGGAGGUGGAAGUUCUGCAAGCCGAGCUCAAAGUGUUGCCAUUGAGGGCUUCUGACAGUGAAUUGACCAUUUUAACCCUGCGUUCUCAGCUCGCACAGAAAACCGAACAGCUCAGCUUCCUGACGGAUGAAAAGGUUGUGAGUGAAGAAGCGCUUGAAGCCAGCCAGCGUGAAUGCUCGCAGCUAACCUCUCUUAUCAAGGAACUAGAUGCUAACAUUGGAGACCUAACAUCUGCUCUUGCAACAAGGACAGAAGAACGUGAUUCUGCCAUAUCUUGUGAAAAUAAGGAAUUAGAGAUACGGGUGGCUUCUGAAGUGAAACUUCAAGAGAAAUGCAAAAAUUUGGAGUGUCAACUUCAAGCCCUUCAGACAGAACAUACCAAGUUGCGAAAUUAUGCUGAGGAUUGUAAAAAUGAGGAGUGUCGGAAGAAAUUAAUUUUAGCGGCAUCCGCCUCUGAGAUUCAAGAAUACCAGUAA
Molecule: messenger RNA, 546 nt
Organism: Selaginella moellendorffii
Lineage: Eukaryota; Viridiplantae; Streptophyta; Lycopodiopsida; Selaginellales; Selaginellaceae
Exons: 7
Coding region: 1-546 (181 amino acids)
Source: RefSeq, a predicted model, not a curated record